Molecule: messenger RNA, 1855 nt
Organism: Aphidius gifuensis
Lineage: Eukaryota; Metazoa; Arthropoda; Insecta; Hymenoptera; Braconidae
Gene: igl
Product: neuromodulin
Exons: 5
Coding region: 490-1116 (208 amino acids)
Molecular function (GO): calmodulin binding
Source: RefSeq, a predicted model, not a curated record
ACGGCAAGUAACUCAGUACGCCUCGUAACGUCGUUGACGAAACAGUUUGUUAUUUUAAUGUAGAAUAGCACCUCAGUAGCUUACCGGUAGUUCCAACAAUACCAUCAAUAUUAUUCACGUGGCAUUUUUAAUUUAUAUUUAUAUUUAUUUCUACAAUUUUUACAAUAGAAAAAUUAGUAAAAUAAUAAAUUUAUGCCUUUUUAUAAAUAAAUAAAUAAACUAGUUAAUAUUUUUUAAAUUACAAAAUAAUACGUCCGUUAAAAUCAACAACGAGUUCAAUAAUUGACUGAUAAAUUAUUUUUAAUAAUGUUAUGUAUAUACUUUUUUUUUAAUAAUUAAAAAUAAAUAAAUAUAUUUUCAUAAAUACGACCAAAUUAUUUGGACAUGAUAUUAUAAAUAUUAGCUAUUUUUUAUUCUAACAAAUGUUGAUAAGAAAUUAAGUGUAACUGUUUCGAGUGGUUGAGAUAACGAUAAGAAAAGUCGCUAAUCAUGGGAUGCAACACGAGCAAGGAAAGUGUGCAGCCAGCAGAAGACGAAGCAAAGGAGGACAUGAAAAAUAGUGAUAUACCAAAAAGUGCUGAUAGUAACGCUGUUAAAACAGAAAGCAACGAGCUUUCAGAAGAAAAAGAAAAUAAUAAAAUAGAAGAAAAAGAAGAAGAAAAUAUUACAGAAAAAGAAUCUGAAGAACCAAGUGAUAAGGAAGUUGAAGCAGCAACUAGAAUACAAGCUGUAUUUCGUGGUCAUCACGCAAGAAAAAGUAUGAAAGAUACGGGAGCAUCUUCAAAAGGGACCAAUACAGAGGAGGAACGUGAACCCACUAGGGAAGAAUUGCAAGAAGAAUUUAGAGCGGACGACGUUGAACUUUGUAACGCAGCGACUAAGAUCCAGGCAUCUUUCCGAGGCCAUAUGUCGAGAAAAGAACAAGGUGGAGCAUCGGUAGUAAAAGGUGUUGAUGAUGCAAUUGAUACUAUCGAGGAAAAGGUUGAUGAUGCAGUCAAUGAGCUAGAAGGAAUUGAUCUGACUGAUCCAGAUUUGCACAAAGCCGCAACAAAAAUUCAGGCCAGUUUCCGGGGUCACAAAGUACGCCAAGAAGUUGUUCCUGAGGUCAAAAAGUAAAAACUUUAAAAAUACAAAGUAGAUAAAAUAAAGAAAAAAAAAAAAAGAUGUGAGAAAAAGUAGUUAUUCUACUCAACAGCACUAUAGACACGAAGGGACUUGAAUAUUUUUUUCAUCAAUCUAUCUUAUUAUUUUUUUUAUUUUUCAAAUUCAAUAUUUGAGUUAUUCGCUCAAGCAAAUUGUAUUUUUGAAAUUAAUUUUCAUUAAAUGCACAUUAAUAUAAAUUUGAUUUAUUAUUAUGUUUAUGGAGAAUAAUUUUUGUCUGAAAAAAAAAAUGAAACAAACUAAUUUAUCACUCGUGAUAUUUAAUUGAAUUUUUAUUAGUUAAGAACACCGAAAAUUAACAACUGUUUUACGUUAAAAAAUAAUUAAAGCCUGAAAAUAAAAAUAUAAAAAUAAAAAAAGGAAUUGUUUUUUUUUGUUUGGUAUAUUUGAAGUUGACCAACAAAUAUUUCAACUUGAAAAUAUAUUAAUAUCGAGCAUAAAACGUUUAAAUUUUAAAUGCCUAUACUUUUUAAAAAUUCACUUUUACAUAAAAUACACAAAUAAAUUGUGAAUUUAAACAAAAAAAAAUAAAAACAAAAAUUCUUUUUAGUACACGGUUAGAGGUACACACUGUAAGGAUCAACAUCAAUUAGAUAAAAUUAUAAUGCGGGUAUUGAAAAGCUCUUAGAAUAUUGUGAAACAAAAAAAGCAAAAAAAAAAAAAAAAUUAAUUUUUUCGGUAAAUAAUUGAAGGA